This is a messenger RNA of Corylus avellana, 596 nucleotides long. Its product is annotated as Heavy metal transport/detoxification superfamily protein. The record is from RefSeq and is a predicted model, not a curated record. Gene Ontology annotation, molecular function: metal ion binding. Lineage: Eukaryota; Viridiplantae; Streptophyta; Magnoliopsida; Fagales; Betulaceae.
CUCUUUUUUCCCUGCCCUUUAAACACAAAGAACUUGGAUCGAAUUACCUCUUGUUUUGCAUUUCAAAUAUCUGCUUUAUUAAUAUUAUCCCCCGGCCCCUUGAAAAUGGGAAUUGAAGGCACUUUGGAAUACUUGUCAGAUUUAUUAAGCAGAGUCAGAAAAGGGAAGAAGAAGAAGCAAAUACAAACUGUAGCUCUCAAAGUCAGGAUGGACUGUGAAGGCUGUGAGCGUAAGGUCAAGAAAGUCCUCUCUGGGGUGAAAGGGGCUAAAUCUGUGGACGUGGACAUGAAACAGCAGAAGGUGACGGUGACAGGAUAUGUUGAGGCGAAGAAGGUGUUGAAGGCGGCACAGUCAACGAAGAAAAAGGUGGAGAUGUGGCCGUAUGUUCCUUACACACUGGUGGCUAAUCCUUAUGUUUCUCAGGCGUAUGACAAGAAGGCACCGCCGAAUAUGGUCAGGAGCGUUCCCAACACUGCAACCAUUAAGGAGACAACCAUGGAUGACGGCUACAUCACUAUGUUCAGUGAUGAAAACCCUAACGCCGCCUGCUUCAUCAUGUAGCUAGAGUAAUAUAUAUUACAAAAUAUUUUGGAAAA